UGCGGAGAUUCCACCUGUUUAGACUCCUGCGCGAAAAUUAGUUGCGUGGAUUUUUCUUGCGAGGGCCCACAGAUAUAAAACCAGACCGCGUCCUGGUGAAUAUUUUACGCUGUGUUGUUAGGUACACAUUUGGUGAUAGUUUUGCAUUGUAAACAAACAUUUAUAACGCACCUACGUGUGGUAACUAACACAAGUUUGGGGGUUUGAGAAUUAGAGUGUAAUUGGUCAAUAAAGAGUUAAGAACAGCUAUCUGAUGGGAGUUAUUGUUAAAGCAUUAAUAUGGAAGAAAUACCAGGAUAUCACAUUGGCGAUCCUGCCAAAUCGGAUGUUCGGUUCAGCGACGUUUCGCUUGGGAGGAUUUUAUCAGGUGAGUUGGAUUUACAUAUUGAAUAAUAUUGAAAAACAAAAAGCUGCAGCAUGGUAAAAAAAAAAAGUUCACUAAGAAGAAGACAUCCGCAAUGAUGACUUCCGGUUGCCAGAUAGACGGAUUGUGCUUGAACUAAGUUUGCAAAAAAAAAAAACAAUAAUGCUUGCGCUGAGUUAAGCUCAAAGCCAAGUAAAAAAAAAAAAAAAAAACUUGCGCUGAGUUAAGCUCAAAGCCAGGUUAAAAAAAAAAAAUUGCGCUGAGUUGAGCUCAAAGCCAAUAUGACAAAAACAAAUUCCUUGUACUGGGUUUAGCCCUAAGUCGAGUGAGAGUGAAAUGUGUUGAGUGGGAUGCAAAGUCAAAAAAAAAAAACACGAUCUUGCGCUGAGUUUAGCUCAAAGCCAAGUUAAAACAAGCAAAUAAAAAAAAAAAAAGAUAAAUCUUGCGCUGAGUAAAGCUCAAAGCCAAGUAUAUAAAAAAGCGAAAUUAUGAAACUGAGCAAGAUAUGCGCUGAGUAUAGCUCAAAGCCAAGUAAACCAUUUCUAGAAACAAUCAACGAACGUACUAGCUAAUUGAAAACAGAAAAAUAAAUAAAUAAAGCUAAUUGUUAAGCAAUAAGUUGAGUAGAGCUCCAACAUAAAAAAAUAAUAAUAAAUAAAAUAAUAAUAACGAUAAUAAUAAUUGAUUAUUUUGCAUGCAUACCGGCAACACUGGUUAUGUUGACAAUGCAGAUAAGGGACAAGUGAAAAUGAAACCAGCGCCAAUGCGUGAACGAAAACAAAAAGAGAAAAGGAAGGUAGAUUUAUGUCGCUAAAUAGAAACAACAGAGUGAAAGACACAGCGAUAUUUUGCAUUGAGUUUCGGUUGGCAGUCGGUAAUGCCACAUCAUUUUCAAGGAAAAAAAAAAUAACGGCACAAGUGUUCACAUAGGCAGCGAAGAAGUUGUGAUUUUUUUUUUUGCUGGAUUUUUGCGGUGGGAUAGUUUUUCCUUGAGUUUUUCAAGAAAUGAGUGGUCCGUGGCAGGUGACCGAAAUUUCGUCAAGCGAUGACUCUGGUGACGAGACUAGCGUCAUUCCGUCGAAGAGACCGAAAUAUGAUGCCAGGGUGGAAAAUGCAGCGGAGUCAUCAUCGGAGAAGAAGGAAAAAACGAAGACCGAAUGGCUAUCCGGCUCAUGGCCACUGAAGCCGUUCGACGGAUCGCUCCCUACAAACAAAAGAAAGGCGGAAUGGGUGAGAUACCGUGAUCAGUUCGAGCGCAUUGUCUCGUGUAAGGCGCCUGUAAGUGGAGCCACGAAAUUGACUGGAUUGAAAAUUUUCGCUGGCGAUUACUUGCUAAGCAUAAUCGAGAUGCAGGAAAAGACGGUUACGGAUGCGUCGGCCUGUAUUUAUGCAGCUACGAUUUCGGCUCUUGAUAAGUUCUUCAGUCAAACAUGCGAUGCAGCUAAAGAGCGCAUGAAGUUCAGAGAUAUGCGUAUGAAAGCCGUGGAAACGUUUUCAGAUUUUGUUGUACGAUUGGAGAACCAAGCUCGAUUCUGCGAUUUCAGCCGUGAGCAAAGAGAGGAGGAAUUUGUACAGGCGCUCCUUCGACGAUCUGUCCCUAGUAUUUCCGGAAAGCUGUACGAGAUGUCGGACUUCCUUGGAAAUGAUUUGGAGCGUAUUAUCAAUCACGGAAAACACCUGGAUUACAUAAGGGCAGAAGCGGAAGAAGCGAGGACACCAUUCGACGAGGGACCGCAAAGCAAUGUGCCGGAGCGUGAUUCAUAUGCCGCUGACGUCAAAACCGUCAAUGCAAUUCAGAAAUGGAAACAGGUCUCGCGGAAGGAUGAGUAUGACCGUCGUAAGCACGUCGACCGGCGAAGCGAUACAGGUGAUUCCGAUAGGCGUAAACGUACUUGGGAUUCCAGGCAAUUAAACCGGAGUUGCCAGAAGUGUGGCAAAGUCCAUGGCCCGAGAGAAUGCAAAGCUUUUCGUGCGAAGUGUUAUAACUGCGGCAAAUUGAAUCAUUUCGCGGAGUUUUGUUUUUCCUCGAGGCAGGGAACAACAAAUGCGCGACGUCAUCGAAACUCGGGCACCAGUGACGAUUUUAAAACCGAAGCUGGAAUUAUUAAUCAGCUGAUCACAGGGGAGACAAAGACUAUGUCAGGACUAGAUGAUCAAAGAUUUGUCUACUGUACCAUUGGGACCCAGCGCAUCAAGUUCUUAGUGGACUCAGGUGCCACUGUUAAUACAGUUACAUGCGAUGACUGGAACCUAAUCAGACAGAAUUGCCGAACAGUGAUACAGGACAUCGUGGUGCAUCCAGAAGAGAUUCUCAAAAGUUAUGCGAAUCACAAUCCCUUGGAAGUGGAAUGUUCAUUUUGUGCGUAUGUUGGUGUUUUGAAUAGUGUUCAACCGACGCACAAGGCAAAAUUUUUUGUCGUGAAGGGUACGCAGUUAUCGCUUCUAGGAUAUGAAUCGGCGGUAUCCCUAAACCUUAUACGCAUAGGACACGACUUGAGCAAACAAAGGUAG
Molecule: messenger RNA, 2875 nt
Organism: Aedes albopictus (Asian tiger mosquito)
Lineage: Eukaryota; Metazoa; Arthropoda; Insecta; Diptera; Culicidae
Exons: 3
Coding region: 1370-2875 (501 amino acids)
Biological process (GO): proteolysis
Molecular function (GO): aspartic-type endopeptidase activity; nucleic acid binding; zinc ion binding
Source: RefSeq, a predicted model, not a curated record